ACCCCCGCCCCCGUUGCCGAGCAACCUCUCCUCCCGCCAGCGUUACCAAGGUUCCGCCGCGCAGCUUCCGGGCGCGGCGAGGUGAGCAAGGGGUCGCGACUUCCUGUAGGAGGCGGCGGCCCCGGCCCGGCGGGAAGAUGGCGGCGGCGCUGGCUCCUCCCGCCCCAGCUCCAGCGGCGCCGGUCCCCGACGGAGGCCCGUCCCCGCCGCAGCCGCCGCACGAAAUCAAGAGCCAGUUCCGGACCCGCGAGGGCUCCUACCGGCUGCUGGGGGGGCCCGAGCCCCGCGCUCGUCCCGCCCCGCCCGGGCCCGCCGCCGCCCCCAGCGCUACCUCGGCCGCCCCAACGCCGCCCUCGGGGAUACCCGUCGGAGCCCCUGUGCCGCCCGCCCCGUCACUGCCCCCCGUGCGCCUCUCGCUGGUGCGGCUGAGCGCGGGGGCGGGCGGGGGCGGCGGGGACCCAUGCGGGGAGGGCGACCCGGGGGCCCUGGCCGCCGAGCGGAGCCGCGUCUGCUUCAACCUGGGCCGAGAACUCUACUUCUACUCGGGGUCCGGGGGCGCACCCGGGCGGGGACGCAGGUCUAUCGAUCUGAAGAAACCCAUUGACAAGCGGAUCUAUAAAGGGACGCAGCCCACUUGCCAUGACUUCAACCAGUUCACAGCUGCUUCAGAAAGCAUCUCACUACUGGUUGGCUUCUCAGCCGGUCAGGUACAGUACCUGGAUCUCAUUAAGAAAGAUACGAGUAAGCUGUUUAACGAGGAGAGGCUGAUUGACAAGACCAAGGUCACCUUUGUGAAGUGGAUCCCUGAGACAGAGAGUCUCUUCCUCGCUUCUCAUGCCAGUGGCCACUUGUACUUGUACAACGUGGAGCAUCCCUGUGGCUCAGCCCCGCCCCAAUACACCCUCCUCAAGCAAGGUGAGGGCUUCACGGUCUACGCCUGCAAGAGCAAGAGUGCCCGCAACCCGCUGCUGAAAUGGGCAGUGGGUGAAGGAGCACUGAAUGAGUUUGCCUUCUCCCCUGACGGGCGAUACCUGGCUUGCGUCAGCCAAGAUGGCUGCCUGCGUGUCUUCCAUUUUGAUUCCAUGCUCCUGCAGGGGAUGAUGAAGAGCUACUUUGGGGGCCUGCUGUGCGUCUGUUGGAGCCCUGACGGGCGCUACAUCGUGACCGGGGGCGAGGAUGACCUGGUAACGGUCUGGUCCUUUGCUGAGGGCAGGGUCAUUGCCAGGGGUCACGGCCACAAGUCAUGGGUCAACGCAGUGGCCUUUGAUCCCUACACCACUAGCACAGAGGAUGAUGAGAGUGGGGAGUUCAGUGGGAGUGACGAGGACAUCCAGGACUCUACCACUUUCUGCAGGGUACGGACCAGCAGCACGCUGUCCCACCUCUCCAAGCACAGCACCAAAAGCACCCCCUCGGUGACUUACCGGUUUGGGUCUGCUGGCCAGGAUACCCAGUUCUGCCUUUGGGACCUGACGGAGGACGUCUUGUACCCCCAUCACCCUCUCUCCCGGGCCCGAACUCUCACUAACACCUUCAGCACUGGGAUCCCCCCCUCUGGGAGCGGCGGAAGCAACUUGGCAGCUGAAUCGGGUGGGGGGGGCCUCCCUCGCUCACUGUCCCGCUCCAACAGCCUGCCCCAUCCAGCCGUCACCAGUGCUGCCAAGAGCCAUGUGGCCGACGGCACGGUGCCCUUCAGCAUCGGCAAGUUUGCCACCCUCACCUUGCAGGAACGGAAAGACAAGAGCGCCGAGAAAGAGCACAAGCGCUACCACAGCUUGGGCAACAUCAGCAAGAGCAACGACAAGCUCAACGUGGUCCCCAAAAGCAAGUUGGACACAACCAAGGUCCUGGGCACAGCUUUGUGCCCCCGCAUCAAUGAAGUGCCCCUCCUGGAGCCCCUAGUUUGCAAGAAGAUCGCCCACGAGAGACUGACGGUGUUGCUCUUCCUGGAGGACUGUAUCAUUACCGCUUGCCAGGAGGGUCUCAUCUGCACUUGGGCCAGACCAGGGAAAGCGACCCUGAACUCCCAAAACGGCGGUUCUCCCAGUGGCACAGUCGUAUAACCUGGCGCUCUGUCCUCUGGCUGAUCUCCUAGCAGGUACCUCUGACUCUUUGCCCUGCCAAGGCCACUGGGCCGAGCUGGCAAAGUUCUCUGACUCUUCAGCAUCUGCUGUAUGUACAGGUUGUUCCCUUUCUCCCUCGCCUAUGACACUAACUGUAUGGAAAGAGAGAGACUAACAGAGUUAAUAUAUUGAGACCUAUGUAGCACAGGAGCCUUUGCACUUCUUCUCAGCUAUUUAAAAAAGUAUUAAUGAAUGAACCACAUUUAAAGCUACGAUCUUAGCACAGGCUGCUGCAGGGGCAGAUUUUGCACAAGGGUGAGCCACCUCCUCCCCCUGGGUCUCCCAGACAGAGAUUCCUCACUGCUUUUCAGCUGCCUUUUGGCUGCCCUGGACUGGACGGAAUCUGUCUUGAUUUUCAGCUGCCCAAACCCGGCUUCUAGAAGGAAGCAGAAGCAAUCUCUUUUGCACAGGAGAAAAUGACUCCCCCCUGCCCCCCAAAAAGACCUCACAAAGGAAGCCGUCUUUUAAACUUUUCUUCACCCCCUCUUACUUUCGUGUAAAUGUUUGUGUGUUUUGCACAAGAUAUCCCAAUCUGCCUGCCCUGUUGAAGAAACAGUGGCAGCCUUUAUCCAGCAGGGUCUUUUCAGUCUUAACAGCAGGCACUCCUCCUCGGGGCCACUCUCCUAGUGCAACCAGCCGAUCCCCAGAGAGAUGUUGCUUGAUGUUUGAGAUCCAGCGAGAUACUGCCCAGCAGCUCCUGCUGUCUUUUUGCCGACAUUGCUCCUCAGUGUUUGGGGCCCAGGCGGCACCCCUCCUGCUCUGCCGUGCUCUUCCUGUCCUCACAACUUCCUCUGAAGUACUUCCCUACAGUUCUCUCAGAAGCUAAAUGGACUUUUUCUCUGAACUGGCUGGUCCUUGAACUUGAAGACGGCUUGCCGGCAACUGACACCUCCGUUUACCAGCCCUUUUCCUCCUCCAGGGGUCUGCCCCUAGAUUAGAUCUCAUCACUGGGUCAGCCGGAUCCACUCUAGCCUAAUCCACAUGGCUACUCUCUACUCCCCCCCCCCCAUAUAUUGAUUAUUACGUGCACUCAGUCCGUCAUGCAAAUAUUAAACAGCCAAUCAUCUAACAUUGAGGAUGGGCUGGGAACCCUAGACAGUUUGACAUUUCAGCCACUCAUAAAGCCAGACUUCUCAGUGGUUAUCCUACUAUGGAUGUGGCUGCUGGUUGCCGGUAGCAGGAAGGAAAUACUUAUAAUGGCACAACGCGUAUGAUGUAAUUGGCGGCUCUCAGCAGAGGGAGCUGUUCCCUUUCCCCUUUUUGAAGUGUGUUGGCCCAUCAGAAUGGUAGAGGGCAAAAGCAGUCAGCAUGGGCUGUGUAGAGACAGUGAGGGGAACUCCAGCUGAGCAGCUGUUAGGAUUUACAGUCUGGCAGAGAGGGUUGGAGGGACCAGUGGGUGGUGCCCUGGUGGCUCUCUGUGGGCACACCCAGUACCCAUGGGCACUGUGUCAGGGACCCCAGGUCUAUAAGGGGUUGGUUUCUGUGUGAUGCCUUAGGCACAGUUCAGCAUCUUCGUUUAUCCAUAGUCUGUCUACACAAACCGUUAGGGAGAUGUCUUCAAUUUGGGGCAGGUUUGAGUCAGCGGAAGGACUCUGCUUGGAAGACCUAAGCCUUCCCAACUGGACUUCCUUAGUUACUGGGUUGUGUGUCCAGCAUGAUGGGUUGUAGGCACUGUUGCUCCUACUCGUUGAAAUUAGUGGAGAAAGCUAACUUUGGUCCAUUAACUUCAACGAGUCUGCUGUGAGUAGGAUUGAUACUGGAUACAGCCCAAUAUGUUGGAGAGAAACAGUUGCUCCAAAAAACCGGUUCAAAGCUAAGCCCGACAGAUGUCUUUCAUCCAGUGUUUCCUUAACAUCUAUUGACCCUUGUCAAAGGUUAAGGACAGCCAAGAGACACAGGCAUUUUCUGCGUUGUAUUUUAUUCAUUGGUGCGCGAGGAUUAAGUACACACGCAUCUUCAAGUUUUAGCCGCCUUUGAACCUGUUUUCACCAUGCCUGUAUCGGUGUGCUGGAUUACACGGCUUCGGCACCUGGUGCCGCAUGCCGGGACCAACAGGCGGAGCAGCAUUGGCCACCCUCCAGAUGUUUUGGACUACAACUCCCAUCAGCCUCAGCCAGCACGGUUGUGGGAGAUGUAGCCCUAAAGGCUGCUGCGGCCUAACCACUUUGGGCAAAGAUUUCUUGAUAGCCUGGACUGAAAACUGCCAACGAGCUUCUGAGAGGAUCUCUGGACCUUUCUACCCCCGCUCCCGCAUGAACUUACCUAGAGGAAGCCUCUGUGCUUGAGAGUGCUGAUAGGGAACAGGCUCUGGAAGCAGUUUUGCCGGAGGUGCGUGACGGGGACUGUUGAGAAGGCCCUGCCUCACAGCUUAGCCAGGCUCAUCAGUCUGUGGGACUUGUGUGGCAUGGCAACUUCUUGCUCUGUGGAUGUGCGCUGUCAGUGGCAGGAAAAUUGUGCUGGGGUUAUGUGGAAGCAACAUUGAAUUACCUCCUCCUGCAUCCUGCCCGCUGCUGCGUUCCCCCACGAGGCUGCUAGUGGUGGGCGUGGGGGGGCUGUCGCAGUCUCCCAACUCAGCCAGUAGGGAGGUCUGAGGCCUGGCAGUGCCCUAUGGAUUCAAAAGCAGUUACGUUUUAUAUCAUUUCUUGCUGAGGUGAACAUUUGGAUGAGCUGGGCCAAAGGGCAGGCUACCUGCAGUGGCUGAUUUCUAACACAAGAGGGUGGUAGGCUUAACAGUGUCUGGAAGACACUACCCUGGAAUCCUAGGUGUGUUUGUGAGCCGGCUGUGGUUUUGUGGUGAUACUCUGUGCGUGCCCAGAGGUGUGCAUUCUCAUUGUUUAUAACUCCAUACGUUCUGGGGUUGAGCCUUAAUUCUCCAGAUGCGUCCAAGGGACUCUGCCUGGCUCAAACUAAGCCCCACGUACCUGCGUUCACCAUGAGUCUUCACCUUGGUCCCUGUAUCAUCUACCUAUCAAACCCUUGGAGACGAACUCCAUGCUGGCAGGAGAUCCAUCUGUACGUCAUCCUAGCUCACUGUGAAUCCAUCUCCAGCCCUGCAUCUUGCAGAAUUUGGCCCAGCGGCCAGAGAGAUCCUCUCCAACCGGGGUGGAUGAAAAUCUCUCACGGAUGAGGACUUAACACCACGAGACUGGCUCCCCUCCCCCAGGAAAAAAAAGCCAUACUGGGUCCAGAGCUGCUGCACACGACAUGCGCCUGUUCAUCCCAGCCUGGUCAGAGGAACUGGCGCAGCAGGAGGAGAGGAGGAGCCUGGUUUGGCUCCAGGUCUGCUUGGAUCGUUGGUGAGGGGGUGCAAGGAACUUGGUGAACAGUAUUAAUUUUGCUCUUUGCAUUUUCCCUUUUCCUCUAUUCCACCCCCAGAUGCAUGUCACCUUCAGCACUCAGUCUGGCCCCCUGCGACCUUUGCCUGCCAGCUGGUGUCUGGCAGCCAGUCCCUUCCCCUCCCGAGUCCGCAGAAGAACACGCCCAGAAGCUGCCGACACCCCCCCUGUGCCUUCGUCACUUUACUACCUGCUCUAAACGUUUGUUACUGUUGUGUCUGAAGUGUUUAAAUUAUAGAAGCGUGAACUCCUAUUUAUACUAAAGAGACAGUUUUCACACCACAGCCUCCCCUGCUAAAUGUUGAUUGUGGGUGGGCACAUGUGGGAGGAGUUGACGGUUGUACAGCAUAAAUUCUGGUGCCAGUAAAGACCCACGAUGGUGGAUGCUUUAAGAAAACAGAGAGAACUCAGUUCUGCAAAUAUCAAAUUGUGAGACAACUAAAGUGUAAAAUAAUCGUUUCUGUGUCACCUGUGAAAGCGCGGAGUUGCUUGUGAAAUGGCUGGCAAUGUGUCUCACCACCCAGCCUCAGCAUCUGCCUUCCUCUUUGCCGUGUUGUUGUUUUGCCCUUAGUUGCACAAUUCUGACAAUUCCCUCCAAACAUUGCAAUUCAACAAAGAAUAUAGUAAUUCGGUUUUAUUUCAUCUCUGAAGAGGGAGCAUCCUUAACUCACAUUGUCGCAAAUGUACAGUGUUCUCAUGCAUCCAUCCCCAAUGUACCAUAUUAUUUCACAAAGGAGGGGACAGGAAGAGGAAGAAUAAUAAAUAUGGGGGCAGGGGAGGUGCCAAGAGACCGAGAGGAGCAUUGUGCAAAACCUGAAACUAGCAUGGCUUGCCCCCUCGAGCUGAGUCUUGUUCUGUGCACUUUCCUUUUGGAAACAUGCACACGCAACUUCCCUUUGGUUUUGGAAAAGGCAUGGAACAGACAGGUACCCCUGCUGCUCAAGGGGGUCAUAAGAUUUACAACUAAACACCACAAUUCCAAAUAAAUUACUAAGAACCUUG
Molecule: messenger RNA, 6460 nt
Organism: Rhineura floridana
Lineage: Eukaryota; Metazoa; Chordata; Lepidosauria; Squamata; Rhineuridae
Gene: DMWD
Product: DM1 locus, WD repeat containing
Exons: 4
Coding region: 138-2063 (641 amino acids)
Molecular function (GO): protein binding
Source: RefSeq, a predicted model, not a curated record